Molecule: messenger RNA, 1023 nt
Organism: Suillus bovinus
Lineage: Eukaryota; Fungi; Basidiomycota; Agaricomycetes; Boletales; Suillaceae
Product: kinase-like domain-containing protein
Exons: 6
Coding region: 182-874 (230 amino acids)
Biological process (GO): protein phosphorylation
Molecular function (GO): protein kinase activity; ATP binding
Source: RefSeq, a predicted model, not a curated record
GUUCGGGGAGAUCUGGAAAUGCAGCUUGUACAUCGACCCUAGCCCGACCAAAGUUCGUUCGCCAUCUUUCGUCUGUCCAACUGUCUAAAUUUUUAUCGUUUUGCAGGUCGCCGUGAAAGCAUUGCACGUGUACGCUGAUGAUCAACUUGGGCCAGCAAAGACCAAAAAGAUCAAGAGGAUCAUGCAUGAACUCAGGAUAUGUGCCAAGCUCAAUCAUCGGAAUAUUCUCCGUAUUUGUGGUUAUACGCAUGGCUUCGGCCCAUUUCCAGCAAUAGUCAGUCUUUGGGCGGAGAACGGUAACUUGACAGUCUAUUUGGAGCAUCAAGGUGCGACUCUGACUCUCGUCCGACGAUUCCAACUGUUAAGAGACAUCAUAGCUGGUCUGCAAUAUCUUCACACCAACAAUGUCAUCCAUGGCGACUUCAAUGGGCCUAACGUGUUGAUCCAUGGUGAUGGCACCGCGUGUAUUGCUGACUUUGGCCUUUCCUUGAUGUAUUCCGAGUUCAUAAGCGCCUCUCAGGCUUCAUACACGUCCACGCUUAAAGGAAAUGUGCGCUGGAUGGCUCCUGAGCUGCUCGUAGAGCCGGAGGAUGGCUCUCAAGUUCGACCAAGCAAGCAGAGCGACAUGUAUUCAUUUGGCGGUGUCAUGCUGCAGGUCCUCACCAACAACACUCCCUAUUAUUACCUUCGGAAUGAUGCUGCCAUCAUCUGGGCUAUGCAGAAGUCGCAAACGCCUUCCCGAUCCCGUUAUGCUGAGCUCCAUGAAUCAUACUGGCAGUUUAUCGAGCAAUGUUGGUCUAUUGAUCCUUGGGUCCGUCCCUCGACGGAGCGAGCUGACGAAGCGAUCAGAAACGAAUUUUACUCUCUUUCCUGAUCUGAUUGAUUUUUGGAUGUCUCGCAUUCAGAAAUCUGUUUACAGUACAACCAGAUGGAUAAAUAUAGGUACUCCUGUAUAGUACAUGUAAGCUCAUUCUAAGAUCUCUCUUGUGAUGUUGAAGAACACCUGUGCUACGAUGAAAAACG